This is a messenger RNA of Phyllostomus hastatus (greater spear-nosed bat), 2090 nucleotides long. RefSeq names its product asparaginase and isoaspartyl peptidase 1 (gene ASRGL1). NCBI's taxonomy places the organism in Eukaryota, Metazoa, Chordata, Mammalia, Chiroptera, Phyllostomidae. Gene Ontology annotation, molecular function: asparaginase activity. The record is from RefSeq and is a predicted model, not a curated record. The transcript has 7 exons. Bases 142 to 1068 code for a protein of 308 amino acids.
GCGGUACCGUUGCACGCAGGGCAGUUGCUAACCCAGCGGUUUUCAGAGCUGCCUCGCAGAGAGCCUGGGCGGUCCAGGUUCCGAGGCCGACGGGGCGGCUUCGCCCAUCCUGAAGCCCCCGGCGUCCUCGGGUCCGUCGGCAUGAAUCCCGUGGUCGUGGUCCACGGUGGCGGAGCCAGCUGUAUCUCCAAGGACCGCAAAGAGCGGGUGCGCCAGGGAAUCAUCCAAGCCGCCACCACGGGGUACAACAUCCUAAAGGAGGGAGGGAGCGCGGUUGACGCUGUGGAAGGAGCCGUGACCGUCCUGGAAAAUGAUCCCGAGUUCAACGCAGGCUGUGGCUCCGUCUUGAACGUCAAUGGUGAGGUGGAGAUGGACGCCAGCAUCAUGAGCGGGAAAGACCUGUCUUCAGGAGCCGUGUCCGCAGUCCGGUGCAUCGCAAAUCCCAUCAGGCUGGCGCGGCUCGUCAUGGAAAAGACACCUCACUGCUUCCUGACUGGCCAGGGUGCCACAGAAUUCGCAGCCGCCAUGGGGAUCCCGGCGGUUCCUGGGGAGCAGCUGGUAACAGAGAGAAACGUCAGGCACCUGCAGAAAGAGAAGCAAGAGAAAGCUGCUCAGAAACCACACCAGCAAAUAAGCUUGGGAACCGUGGGAGCCGUCGCCCUGGACUGCACGGGGAAUGUGGCUUACGCAACCUCGACGGGGGGCAUCGUGAACAAAAUGGUCGGCCGUGUGGGGGACACACCGUGCGUAGGAUCCGGAGGUUAUGCUGACAACGGCAUCGGAGCCGUUUCAACAACGGGGCACGGGGAGAGCAUCCUGAAGGUGAACCUGGCCAGACUCACACUCUUCCACGUAGAGCAAGGAAAGACACUGGAAGAGGCUGCUGAGAUGUCGUUGGAUUAUAUGAAGUGCAAGGUCAAAGGUUUGGGUGGCGUCAUCGUGGUCAGCAAAGCAGGGGACUGGGCAGUGAAGUGGACCUCCGCGGCCAUGCCCUGGGCGGCUGCCAAGGACGGCAAGCUGCACUCGGGCAUCGAUCUCAGCGAGACCAGCGUCAUCGACCUGCCCUAGGCCCCCGGAAGGUUGUGUUCUAACGCCAGCCUGCAGGACAAGUACGGUUUCCCGGUGUGGAGACUCCGCUUAAUCAAUUAGAGCUAGAAAUGGAAAAAUUCUACAGUCUGUCACUCGUUUUGUUGCCUUGAUCAAUGAGUACCUGAGUGUUUGGUGCAGGGUGGAUUCCACAGUGAUGAGAGAAAUGCCUGUAGGAGGCCCAGUGUAAGACUGGGCCUCUCCCAUAACCCACUGUCCUAGGCUGGAGAGAAAAAAUGACGCGAUCUUGACCCAACUGGGCGCAGGGAGCGCCCUUGGAAUUGGGAGGCCUGCCCCCGCAGUGCCCCUCCCCCCCACUCUCUUGGUUGCACUUUCCACCAGGACCCCUGGGGAGGCCCAGGUGGGAAGGAGAGAGUGGGGGAGGGGCCUGAAAGAGGCGGGGCGGCAGCGCUAAGGGGCGGAGUCUGGCGGAGCAGCGGGAGGUCGCAGCGUCCCCUGGACUCAGAACGAAGUUGGGUGGAAGCCGCUGUGAGAGGGUGAGUUGAUUUUCCUGAGAAAGUUCAGAUCUUCUCUGGCUUACUAAUAGAGACAUGUCCAGAUAAGGGCCCUCUGGUAGCCGCAGCUCCCUAAUCCGUGGGUGAGGGUGAUAAUGCAGACAGCGGAUGGCGCUCCUUCAAAUCCCAGCAUUCUCUUGGGCUCGCACUAGAGCCGUGGGCUGGCGACCUCUCCGCCUCUCCUGAGACAGGGAGGGCGACUGCUGCGGAGAGGACAGUGUGACGGUGACUGGCCAUGCUGCGGCCCCCACCCCCGCACGGGGCGCGAGUGCCCUGCGGUCAGGUCAGCGUGGUGAAGAAUGUGGUGUCCUUGGCAGGUGGGCGGACAGUGGGGGGUCCCCAUCAACCUCCCUUCACUCUGGAGCCGCGUUUCUGCUGUGCCGUAUCUGCUCCUCUUUCUAAUCUGUCAGGGCUGACCUUCUUUCUGGAAAGAAAUUGCUUAACCUUCAAUUCCAUGUGCCUCUAAUAAAAUGUAUUUUGAAAGAGUAA